AUGGCGACUACACCCGCACAAUCUACCUCAGAUACCGCCACAGGCACGGUCGCAACAGUCGAUCAAGUUGGCAUACCUCAGUCCGACCACGAUGAUCUUGGCAAGGGCGAGUCUGGGAACCAAACCAGUUUGUCACCACAAGGCUCUGAGAAUGAGCGCUUGGAUGACGCCAAGGAGCCUGCUGUCACAGAAACCGUGGAUCCCUCUGGCUCUACCGAUUCUACUGCAAAGGUCGAUGCAUCGUCUUCUUCCCCCGCCGCUCCGCCACACGACGAACCUGAAUCAGACAGCACAGAGGCCAGCAAGGAGCCUACUGCGGAGGAUGAUGCCACUUCGUCACAACCUCCAGGCGACUCGCAACCGCAACCGCAGCCGCAACUACCCAAUGAACCCCUCCCAGAAGCUGAAGACGAUGGCUGGACCUAUCAAUGGGACCCAACGCACCAAGCAUACUACUUCCUCAAUCGAUUUACUGGCCAAACCACCUGGGAAAAUCCUCGUCAGACCGUAGCCGUAGCCUCUUCCUCGACUGCUGAUACGACGCCAGCCCCUCCGCCCCUGCCUACUGUUGCCGGAGGGUACAACCCAGCCAUACACGGAGACUAUGACAACUGGGUUGCAGAACAAAAAAAGGCAGGCCAGCUGCCGGGGGAUGACGAUGCUGCCGAAAAUGUGCACUUGUCUGAUCCGGCAGCGGCAGCACUGUAUGCUUCUGGCGCUCAGUUCAACCGCUUGACAGGCCAGUACCAACGACCAGACGUUGGUCCUGAGAAUCACAGCGAUGAUGCCAAGUCACGGCGACAGAUGAGUGCCUUUUUUGACGUUGAUGCAGCGGCAAAUUCACACGAUGGCCGCAGCCUGAAGGCUGAAAGAGCUGGGAAGCGUCUGACUAAAGGCGAGCUGAAGCACUUCAAGGAGAAGAGGAAAGCCAGGAAAGAAGAGAAGCGGAGGGCUUGGUUGCGUGAUUGA
Messenger RNA from Pyricularia grisea, 969 nucleotides. RefSeq lists its product as uncharacterized. NCBI's taxonomy places the organism in Eukaryota, Fungi, Ascomycota, Sordariomycetes, Magnaporthales, Pyriculariaceae. The record is from RefSeq and is a predicted model, not a curated record. The transcript has a single exon. Gene Ontology annotation, molecular function: protein binding. Bases 1 to 969 code for a protein of 322 amino acids.